Messenger RNA from Trichomycterus rosablanca, 4890 nucleotides. RefSeq names its product phospholipid-transporting ATPase VD-like. Lineage: Eukaryota; Metazoa; Chordata; Actinopteri; Siluriformes; Trichomycteridae. Gene Ontology annotation, molecular function: ATP hydrolysis activity; ATP binding; ATPase-coupled intramembrane lipid carrier activity. Gene Ontology annotation, cellular component: plasma membrane. The record is from RefSeq and is a predicted model, not a curated record. Bases 1 to 3936 code for a protein of 1311 amino acids. Gene Ontology annotation, biological process: phospholipid translocation. The transcript has 21 exons.
AUGAAGAGAUCCAAGCCGGUGAUGAAGAGGAGGGUGGUCAUUCCGAACUGGAUUUACAGUGAGGAGUUCCAGGUCCUGGCAAGGACAUACUUAGGGAAUAAAAUCAGGACAAAUAAGUAUACAUUUCUCUCCUUUAUUCCCAAGAACCUGUUCGAGCAACUUCAUCGUUUUGCCAAUGUUUAUUUUGUUUUUCUGGCUUUGCUUAAUUUUGUCCCUAUUGUGAACGCGUUCCAGCCAGAGAUUGGAAUUAUACCCAUUGUAACGGUAAUGGCUUUUACUGCAAUAAAAGAUUUGUGGGAAGAUCAGAGACGAAGAAAAUCUGACCGGCAAGUCAACUUGCGGCUGUGUGACUUAUAUGACAGUAAGCAGCGUCGCUAUGUGGAACACCGCUGGGCCGAGGUCUGUGUGGGUGAUGUGGUGCGUUUGUGCUGCAACGAGAUCAUUCCUGCUGACAUGGUGCUGCUACACUCAUCCGACCCCAACGGAGUGUGUCACAUCGAGACCGCCAACCUGGACGGUGAAACCAACCUCAAACAGAGACAGGUGGUCCGAGACCUGCCCCGAAAAGGAUCAGAAUUUACUCCGGAGAACUUUAGUAGUCGUAUUGUGUGUGAAAAUCCUAAUAAUGAUCUGAGACGAUUUAGAGGCUACAUGGAGCACCCCAAUAAAGUACGGGUUGGAUUACAUAGUGAAAACUUACUGUUGAGGAGCUGUAUAGUGAGGAACACAGAGACUGUCUUUGGCAUUGUAGUCUAUGCAGGUCAUGAGACAAAAGCAAUGCAGAAUAACAGUGGUCCUCGCUACAAGCGCAGUAAACUGGAGUGCCGGCUAAACGUGGACGUCCUGUGGAGUGUAGUCUUACUGCUGCUCAUGUGCUUUACUUCUGCUAUAGGCCAUGGUGUGUGGCUAGGCAGUAUGAAUAAUCCUGUCUUCAUUAUCCCGGAUGAUACCCAUCCAGCUCUGGCUGGCUUCUUCAUGUUCUGGACUAUGAUCAUAGUUCUGCAGGUGCUCAUUCCCAUCUCUCUCUAUGUGUCUGUAGAAAUAGUAAAGUUGGGCCAAAUCUAUUUUAUUCAGAAUGAUCUGGAUCUCUAUGAUGCCAGGCUGGAUACUGGCGUGCAGUGCAGGGCACUGAAUAUUACAGAGGAUCUGGGACAGAUCCAGUACCUGUUCUCCGAUAAGACAGGAACCCUGACUGAAAACCGCAUGCUGUUCCGGCGCUGCACUAUUGCUGGCACGGAGUACUCUCAUGCUGACCAUGCACUUGCUAUGGAGCAGUUUGAGGAGCGGGACUCUGGGCGGCUCGAUCAUACACUCACUUUGAAUUCUCGCUCCAGCAAGAGGUCUCUGAGCUGCAAUCGUAGCUCUCUUUCCAUUAAUACUCCUGCUGCUGCUGCUGCUGCUGCUGCUGCUUCUGACACAUACUCGCCACACAGCACACUUCAGAGACACCUAUCUGGUGCUUUCAGCAGUGCCAUGGUGUGUGCAGUGGUUCCAGAUGUGAUGCUGCGUGAAAAGCUACAAGCACUCUCUUCUCCUCGUGACUCUUCUCUCAGACACGAUGCUGCUGAACUUUCGCAUAUUCUGGACUUUUUCUUUGCCCUGGCCGUCUGUAACACUGUGGUAGUGUCCUCCCCCAGCCAGCCUCGUCACAUGGUAAAAAUGCCAGUGGCUCGCAAUCCUCUGCGCACUCUGGAAGAGAUGAAGGCCCUUCUGCAGAAACUGAGUCGCCCACGCUUCUCGAUGUCCCCUGUUCAGGAUGGUGACAACCCGCCGAGCCUCACCCGAAAAAUAUUUUCUCUCAGACGCUCAGCCGACUGCGAGCCCCCUUCCACCCCACCGUCAUAUACACCCCACCUUACUCUAACUCCCAGCCCUUCACCUACUCCACAGCAGCAGGUUCACAAAGAGCUGCUCAACGAAGAGGGUAAUGAAGAUCAUGAAGAUAACAAAGAAGAGGAGGAGCAGUUGCUAUACGAGGCAGAGAGUCCGGAUGAGGCAGCGCUGGUGCAGGCCGCCAAGGCAUAUGGAUGCACUCUGCUGGGCAGGUCCCCAGAGCAGCUGCUAGUGUCGCUGCCAGGUACUGGGCCUAUAUCAGUACCUCUGCUUCACCUGCUGCCCUUCAAUUCCACCCGCAAGAGGAUGUCUGUAGUGGUGCACCAUCCCCUUACUGGCCAGGUGGUGGUCUACACCAAAGGAGCUGAUAAUGUCAUCAUGGAACUGGCUGCGAUAGCUGAUGGUGAUUGUUCCAAAGAGGUUAUAGAGCGGACACAGCAACACCUAGACAACUAUGCCAGAGAGGGCCUGCGUACACUCUGUGUUGCAAAAAGGGUCCUGUCAGAGGCAGAGUACAAGGCCUGGCUAGACAAGCAUACUUUCGCAGAAACCAGUAUUGAAAACAGGGAGGAACUACUUCUAGAUUCCGCACAGACACUGGAAACUAACCUUACAUUAUUAGGGGCAACAGGCAUAGUCGACCGAUUGCAAGAAGAGGUUCCAGAGACUAUUGAAGCUUUACAAAAGGCCGGGAUUAAAGUUUGGGUGCUUACAGGGGAUAAACAGGAGACAGCAAUUAACAUUGCCUGUGCCUGUAAACUUCUGCGACCCACUGACCGUUUACUUACUGCAACCUGUGAUAGCAAGGAAGCCUGUGAACUUCGGUUUUUGGAACUUCAGGAGGAAAUCAGAGUUGCUUCAGAGGCUGGUUUCUUUGACUGUGGUGUAUCUCCGGAUGAUACUGAUGCACCUGGAUUUACUCUGGUGGUUGAUGGUCGCACGUUGGACUUCGCCCUGCAGAAGGAGUUAGAGAAAGUAUUCCUGAAUGUGACUGGCAACUGUCGAUCGGUCAUAUGCUGCAGAUCCACUCCCCUGCAGAAGAGUCAAGUGGUUCGGUUAGUUGGUGACUCACUUGGUGUCAUGACCCUCGCUAUAGGUGAUGGGGCAAAUGAUGUCAGUAUGAUUCAGGUGGCAAAUGUGGGUGUCGGCAUCUCAGGCCAAGAAGGCAUGCAAGCUGUCAUGUCCAGUGAUUUUGCCAUCUCCAGAUUUAAACACUUGAGAAAGCUGCUGCUGGUUCAUGGUCAUUGGUGCUACACACGACUGGCUAACAUGAUUCUUUACUUUUUCUAUAAGAAUGUUAUGUAUGUGAACCUGCUGUUCUGGUUCCAGUUCUUCUGUGGUUUCUCUGGCAGCACUAUGACCAACUCAUGGGUGCUGAUCUUCUUUAAUCUACUGUUUACAUCGACUCCACCGCUGCUGUACGGAGUGCUGGAUAAAAACAUGCCUGCCAACAAGCUGUUGUUCAAGCCUCAGCUCUACAAAGUUGGACAGAAUUCACAGGCCUACCUUCCCUCCACCUUCUGGCUGACCUUGCUAGAUGCUUUUUACCAGAGCCUGGUCUGCUUCUUCAUUCCAUACUUGGCAUAUGCAGGCUCCGAUGUUGAUCUGUUCUCAUUUGGAUCUCCUAUCAAUAGCUCAGCUCUCCUGAUCAUACUCUUGCAUCAGGUCAUAGAGAGCCACACACUGACAUGGAUACAUGCGCUGGUGCUUUUAGGCAGUGGAAUCUUCUACUAUGCCUUUGUUAUUGUGUUCAGCAUUGUGUGUGUGACAUGUAACUCUCCCACAAACCCACUUGGUGUUGAGACCAAGGCAAUGUCCCACGCGCUUUUCUACCUGGUGUGUGGACUAACUACUGUGCUUGCACUGGUGCCCAGGGUGUUAUGCUGUGCCCUUUCCCAGUCCUUCUGUCCAUCUGGCUUGAUGGCAGCACGAAAACUGGACAGAUUCUCUAUAGGCCAGUAUUGUACUUACUGUAAAAAAAGAAAGGACAAAUCUCCCAGGCAAAACGUAAACUCCAAACACAAACCCCAGAACCUGAAUGUUAAUGCUGACAUAUUUCACUGUGAAAACUGCAGCUCAGAAGCAGGUGCUGUCCUGUCCUGAUCCAGAUGAGCAAAGAAUGUCUUUAAUGCUGUGUUUACCUGAAAGAUUGGCUAAACCAGUCACAUUUCAAAUCAGACUUUAAACAAAUGUGUGACAGUGUUUAGUUUUGAGACAUGACUUACUAAACCCUGACCAGCACAAGCGAUACUGCCACGACUUUCCUCAGAAAUCAUGUUAUCAGAUCAUGGGCUGCAAGUUGGUGUUGCAUGUGAUAUAUCAGAGCCAAGGAUUAAAGUACAUUCUGGAGACACAUUUCAUUAACUUAUUAAUAAUCAGUGGUUUAUUUUACUUUUAGUGUUUUGUUCUUGUUUUAGCCUUUUAUGUGCUACAGAUGUUUUGCUGAAUCCACGUUUUAUAGCAGCAAGGAGGUGAGCUUGGUGUUACAGAAGCAGUUCUUCUUGAAUUUUACCUUAUUUCUUCUUGAAACCCUUAUUUAUCAAAGCUACUUGAAACAAGUACAAUACAUCAUAUAAAACAUUAAGAGCUCUUUUGCAUUCUUCUGCCUUCUGCGUUAUCAGUAUUGCAGCAACCAAAAUUGUGGUAGCAACUUACUAUUAUGCUUUGCUGCCCCUAAGGCUAAAAUAUGCAGUUUAUUGAAUUGUUUACAUGUUUUCCCAUAGUUAUGUUUCUCAUACCUCCUAAAAGCCUAAUUUUACUCUGUGAAUUUGAUCUGUUAUAAAGGAAUGUAAGAUGUUUUUAGAAAUACCGUGCUUUGUAUGUAAAGACUGAACCGUGAAUAAAAGAUACUAUUAUUUAUAUGGCUGGACCACAAAACCGACUUUUGCUUGUUUGAUGCAGUCAGAGUGCCUUUGUACAAACAUAACCUAAUGUAAAAUUAUGUAACUAAUAUUGUGUUUUGUGUGUAAGCUUAUUUUUCAUAAGAUACAAACAAAAACAUGUAAAGCGCUGUUGUGUUUAUAACUUUUUUAAACUGUUUUGUAUAUAAUAAAAAAU